AAAUUUAGGUUGAAAAAACAUGGAAAACACAAGGGAGGAGAAUGCGGUGCCGAGAGUUGCUGUAGUGGUGUGCCUGUUGAAAGGGAAGACGGUGCUGUUAGGACGGCGUCGUUCCUCUCUUGGCGACUCUACCUUUUCCCUCCCUGGUGGCCACCUCGAGUUUGGUGAGAGUUUUGAGGAGUGUGCAGCGAGAGAAGUGAAGGAAGAAACUGGAUUGGACAUGGAGAAGGAGAAGAUAGAGUUGCUGAGGGUCACAAACAACUUGUUCGUAGAGGAAGUGAAGGCAUACCACUACGUGGGGAUUUUCAUGAGAGCGAUGCUGACAGAUGACGAUCAUCGGGAGCCCCAAAAUGUGGAGCCCAACAUGUGUGACGGUUGGGAUUGGUAUGAGUGGGACUGCCUCCCACAACCACUGUUUUGGCCUUUGCAGAAUGCAGUGGAGGCCGGAUUUAAUCCUUUUCAUGCAUCACCAUGA
This is a messenger RNA of Prunus avium (sweet cherry), 475 nucleotides long. RefSeq names its product geranyl diphosphate phosphohydrolase-like. NCBI's taxonomy places the organism in Eukaryota, Viridiplantae, Streptophyta, Magnoliopsida, Rosales, Rosaceae. Gene Ontology annotation, molecular function: 8-oxo-7,8-dihydrodeoxyguanosine triphosphate pyrophosphatase activity. Gene Ontology annotation, biological process: dGTP catabolic process. The record is from RefSeq and is a predicted model, not a curated record. Gene Ontology annotation, cellular component: cytosol.